Molecule: messenger RNA, 1038 nt
Organism: Aspergillus calidoustus
Lineage: Eukaryota; Fungi; Ascomycota; Eurotiomycetes; Eurotiales; Aspergillaceae
Source: the annotation of a GenBank genome assembly
AUGUCGUUCGCCCCGCCACCCGGUCCCCCUCCUCCGUCAGUUCCGGAGGGAUGGACCACUCAGUUCGAUGACAACUACCGACAAUGGUUCUACAUCAACUUAGCCACAGGGAGAUCGCAAUGGGAGCCGCCACAAGCCGCGCCUACGCCGACGCCACCAGCCGUUGCACCCGCUCCCCCGUCUGAGCAACAACAACAACAGCAACAACACCACCACCAAGCGGACCAGCCAGGGGGCCUGCCACCGUCAUACGAAGAAUCUGGGCCCGGGAACCCAUCCGCCGUCGCAAGUGCAGAAGAGUCGGAGAAGAAGAAAGCAAACCUCUUCAACUCGAAUAACCCGUACAACGCCGAGUCUUCGGGACCAAGCGGUAGUAGUGGCGCCGGCUUGGGAAGCGGGAUCGGAGAAAAGGGCGCGGCAUCAAAUACCGUGGAAAGCGACGCCGAGCUAGCAGCACGCUUACAAGCUGAGGAAAACGCGCGAUCCGGUGCUAGCUCCGCUGGUCCUGGCGCAGCAUCAAACUACUAUGACGACAACACCCCGCACUCCCCUACGCCAUCAUCAACAGCCGGAACGGGGGAACGAGGCAAGGACAAGAAGAAGGGCUUCUUUAGCAAGCUGAUGAGCAAGGCCUCCUCGGGCUCUGCUAGCCCCGGUCAUGGGUUCUCUGGCCGCCCCGCCUUUGCGGCUCCGCAGCAUCACCAUCAACAACAACCUGUCGGGUAUGGAGGAUACCCGCCACAGGGCCCCUAUGGUGCUCCCAGCCCCGGUCCAGGGUAUGGUGCACCCGGUGGCUAUUACCCGCCGCAGCAGGGGUACGGGCCGGGGUAUGGACCGCAGCCCGGAUAUGGAUACCCACAACAGGCUUACUAUGCGCAGCCGCAGCGGAGACGCCCUGGUGGGGGUGGAAUGGGGAUGGCCGGUGCGGCGGCGCUUGGUGUUGGCGGUGGGUUGAUUGGAGGUGCGUUGUUGGCGGAUGCAAUAGAUGAUGAUCAUGAUGAUUAUGGCGGAGGUGAUGACUUUGGGGGCGAUUUCUAG